Molecule: messenger RNA, 2127 nt
Organism: Lingula anatina
Lineage: Eukaryota; Metazoa; Brachiopoda; Lingulata; Lingulida; Lingulidae
Product: solute carrier family 35 member F6
Cellular component (GO): membrane; intracellular membrane-bounded organelle
Source: RefSeq, a predicted model, not a curated record
UUCAAAAUGGCGUUGUCGUGUUAUCAGGUGCUUCUGGCAUUUGGGAUGUUAGUAACUGGAAGCAUCAACACGAUAAGCAAGAAAGCCCAAAAUGAUGUCGUGGUGGAGGGACUCCCUGUCAAUGGAACGGCCACCCCACACAGCUUCGACCAUCCAUGGUUCCAGACUGUUAUCAUGUUCAUAGGAGAGACAAUCUGCCUGUUUGGUUUAUGUUUUCAAAGAAAGAGAGAAAGGGAUAAAUACCUGAAAGAACAAGAGCAGAAGGUAAUACAGGGAGACUUCAACACAGGAUUACCUCUACAGCAACCAAGAAUUUUUCAAAUUAUAUUUGCCAUUCCAACAGUUUGUGAUUUAAUUGGAACUAGCUUGGCAGGCAUUGGUCUUCUCUAUGUGGAUGGUUCUGUGUGGCAGAUGUUAAGAGGAUCUAUCAUCAUAUUUGCAGGCAUUUUAUCAAAAAUAUUUCUGAAGAGAAAGCUCCGUUGUAUCCACUGGAGUGGUAUGAUAGUAACAGUGCUAGGGCUGGUUUUGGUGGGACUCUCCAGUGUCUUGAAGAAUCAAAAGGAAGAAGAUUCAAAGGCAAUAUUAGGUAUAAUAUUUAUACUUGCUGGUCAAGUGGUCAGUGCCAGCCAAAUGAUCAUAGAAGAACUUUUCCUAAAGAAAAGAAACUUUCAGCCAUUACAAGUAGUUGGAAUGGAAGGAUCGUUUGGUGUAUUUUUCAUGGUUUGUGCUGUCCUACCAGCCAUGUACUUUAUCCCAGGUCCACAAGUAGGGAACAGUUAUGAAAACAGUAUUGAUGCCCUGUACCAGAUUUAUAACAGUCCAAGGCUGCUAAUUUUUUGCCUGUUGUACCUUGCUUCAAUUGCAUUUUAUAAUUACUUUGGAUUAGCAGUCACAAAGUCUUUGACAGCUGUCCACAGAACAUUGAUAGAUGCCUUAAGAACCAUAAUGGUAUGGGUGGUAGAUCUAUUGAUUUACUAUCUUUUUGACAAGGACUUUGGAGAGGAAUUUGACAAAACAUAUGGCCUGCUACAAGUGGAUGGCUUCUUAUUCCUGCUGAUAGGGACAGCCCUUUACAAUGAACUGGUAGAGGUUCAAUGCAUUCCCUGUCUAAGAAAACCAAGUCAAGAAAUGGAGGAGAUUACACCAAAAAAUCCCAGGCACAUUCAGGAUGCUGCUAAAAUUGAUGAAACUUCUCCAUUGCUUGAAGAAACCUAGACUGAAUCUUAUGUUAUAUUUCUUAUAAUUAUAUACCAGUAUAUAUAUAUAUAUAUUUAGUAUAAGGUCUAAUAUAUUCCUGUAAUAUUUAGUAAAUGUUGAUAUGUAGUAUAUUUAUAGCAUGGUUUUAUUGCUGUACAAUAAAGUGACCUGACAGAGGACUCCCUGUGGCAAACCCCCUGGGACCCUGCAGCCUUGUCCAUAAAGUAAAUCUUGGUAAGUUCCAGAUGAGGGAUGUGUGUCAAAGUAUAUAUGAGAAAUUCGAUGGUUUGGAGUUGUCGUGUUAUUAAAGUGCUACUUGUACCCAAACUUCCCUGAAUGGCACAGUGAAAGGCUGGUUGUACUUCAGUUAGGUCACACAGCAAUACCACAUGCACAUGUAACACUGUCCAGCUGCUGGCAUGGCAGCAGCUUAUUAUUUUCGUAAAAUUUCUACAUGUUAUUACAAAAUUGUGUUCCAAGUGUAUUUUGCACCUAAUGCAGAGAUCUCAAAGUUUCUGUCUCUCAUGUCAUAUUUAUAUCACUGCAAUAAUUGUGUAAAGAAAAAUUUCUGUCAAGUGUCUGAAUUGACUGUGUUCAUAGUUUAGAAAGAUAGCUGCAUUCAUGUAAAUGAAAGAACCUGAAACGUAAUUAUAAAGGGAAGUUAAGGGUAGUUAAUAAGCAAUAUUUCAUAGUGACCCCCAUCUCCAGAUUUUAUUUGCGCACGUGCGUGCUUAAUUCCAUUAUGAGGGUUAGCCUCAAUUGAGGUACAUGCUCCUACUUGUAUUGUGGUGCAUCACAUCACAACCUCAUUUUACCUGUGCAACAACCAAUAUUAUGUGUCACCAGUUUUCUUUGUGAAUUGGACUAUGAAUGUUGGGUAAUCUGAGAUGGAGGAGACAUAAAUAGUUGAUUACAUAUACCAAAGUUUUU